Molecule: messenger RNA, 615 nt
Organism: Zasmidium cellare ATCC 36951
Lineage: Eukaryota; Fungi; Ascomycota; Dothideomycetes; Mycosphaerellales; Mycosphaerellaceae
Exons: 1
Coding region: 1-615 (204 amino acids)
Source: RefSeq, a predicted model, not a curated record
AUGUCAUCGUCUGCUAUCCCGGCCGAGGCCAUUCUGAAAGACUACGUAUACGACCCCACCGCGUGGCAACGCAUUGCACAUCGUAGAAUCACACAGCCAUUGGAGAUUGUGGCUCCCAACCCAUCGUGGCCUUCGGUCUUCGCUAUCUUCAAAGACCGCAUUACUGCUGCUCUGGGACCUCUUGCGUUGGAAGUCAACCAUUGUGGCUCAACCUCCAUACCAGGUCUGCCGGCCAAGGAUGUCAUUGAUAUCGAUUUGGUCGUACCCGACCCCACGGACGAAGACUCCUACGUCGCGGCCUUGGAGAACGCAGGGUUUCAGUUUCUGAUCAGAGAACCGGGUUGGCACGAGCACCGGUUCUUCGCUGGGUUUGAACCGCAAUCGGCGAACUUGCAUGUGUGGGGUCCGAACUGUCCUGAAGUCCAAAGGCAUAGAAUUUUCAGGGAGUGGUUGUUGAAGGACGAAAGUGAUAGAUUGUUGUAUUACAACGUCAAGGAGGAGUCCGCCAAGGAGACGAGAGAUGCCGGCGGGGUGACCAUUGACUAUAACCAGAGGAAGCAGGAUGUGAUUAGAGAGAUUUUGAGAAGGGCUUUCAAAGAUCAAGGGUACCUGUAG